Molecule: messenger RNA, 1413 nt
Organism: Candidozyma duobushaemuli
Lineage: Eukaryota; Fungi; Ascomycota; Pichiomycetes; Serinales; Metschnikowiaceae
Exons: 1
Coding region: 1-1413 (470 amino acids)
Biological process (GO): L-tyrosine catabolic process
Molecular function (GO): 4-hydroxyphenylpyruvate dioxygenase activity
Source: RefSeq, a predicted model, not a curated record
AUGACUCUUCUUAGAGAACUCCCAUUUUACUCUCGAAAAGUAGAGAAAACAUCGCCUUUUGAAGUCAGCGAGCUCUUGCGGGGCGGCCACCAAAACAACAAGCUUCCCUUGGAUGGCAUUGUUGGAUUCCAUGCCAUAAGGUUUGCAACCUCGAACGCCAAAGAGAUGGCCCGCUUUUUCGAGUUAUCCCUCGGGUUCAAGGAAGUCGCCUAUAGAGGCUUGGAGUCGGGAUCUGUGGCUUUAGCCGCCCAUGUCUUGAAAAAAGACGAAUGUGUAUUUGAGGUUAUCAACACCUUGGGCCGAGGAGACCUGAGACCCGGAUCCAGAGCUGCCAAAGCCGGGCCUCCAAAUUUCGAAAAGCAGCCUGUUACGCUUCAGGUCCGUGGAGGCGUCACCUCCUUCCACGAAUUGGCCAAGGCAGCAGAACAAUUGGCCUACGAUGCUAAGGAAGCUACAGAAAUCGAUCGUUUUGUGAAUACCCACGGAAUGGGCGUCAUGGACGUCUCUUUUGCCGUGACUGACGCCAAAAUAGCCUACAAAAAAGCAAUCGAGGCCGGCGCCAUCUCCCUAAGAGAACCAGUGUUGGUUGAAGAAGAAAACGGUGCAGUCAGGGUUGCCGUGGUGGGUGUUCCAGGAUCCGAUCUUCGCCACACCUUGGUGCAGAACAUCAAUUUCAAGGGCCCGUUUUUGCCUCUUUACAGGGAUUCUUUGGUUACUAGUUUGUCGGAAAGCAACCCAGUGCCGAUAUUUGCCGUGGACCACUGCGUUCAGAACUUCACCUGGGAUGAAAUGAUGCCCUACGCCAGGUUCUACGCUUCGGCUUUUGGAUUCCACAAAUUCUGGUCUGUGGAUGAACAGGAUGUGUCUACAGGUGCCACGGCGUUGAAAUCUAUCGUGAUGACUUGUGCAAACGGAAAAGUCAAGAUGCCCAUUAAUGAACCAGCAAAGGGAAAGAUGAAGGGCCAGAUCGAGGAGUUCUAUGAAUUCUACAAAGGCCCUGGAGUUCAGCAUAUUGCACUCAGAACCAGAGAUAUCCUUCAGGUGGUCAAGGGAAUGCGUUCCAGAGGAAUUGACUUCAACACCAUCUCUGAAACAUACUACACCAACUUGGAAGAGCGUUUGGCAAAGGACGACAUUGAGCUUUUUGAGUCGUUCGAAGAGUUGAAGGAGCAUCAUAUUCUUGUUGAUUUUGACCCGGCGUCAAAGUACAAAAACAAGCAUGGCAAGAAUUCAUGCCACUACAUCCUCCAAAUCUUCACCAAACCGCUUCACGAUAGGCCUACGUUGUUCUUGGAGAUCAUCCAACGACACCACCACAAUGGUUUUGGAAAGGGUACUUUCAAGGGUUUGUUUGAGACCAUCGAAGCUCAACAGAAGCUCCGUGGCACCUUGGUCCCCUCGGCAUUGAUGUAA